Molecule: messenger RNA, 5931 nt
Organism: Felis catus (domestic cat)
Lineage: Eukaryota; Metazoa; Chordata; Mammalia; Carnivora; Felidae
Gene: PTPRM
Product: protein tyrosine phosphatase receptor type M
Exons: 35
Coding region: 713-5236 (1507 amino acids)
Biological process (GO): protein dephosphorylation
Cellular component (GO): membrane
Molecular function (GO): protein binding; protein tyrosine phosphatase activity
Source: RefSeq, a predicted model, not a curated record
GGGAGAGAGAGAGAGGGUGGAAACAGUGUCGUCGCUCCUCUCCGCGCGGGUGACGCUGCACCGGCGGCGGCGGCGGCCGCCCCCAGCCGAGCUCCCUCCCGGAGGCGCCGCGGCCGCCGAGCGCAGGGGCGCGGGCCGGCGGGGCUGGGCGCUCACGCCCUCUAGCGGGCCGCGGCGGCGCCGGGCGGCCGUGACGUGGGCGCUCCCUUCAGCCGGCCUGCGGGGCACCGCCAGUCAGUCGGGGAGCAAGAGCCCCGCGCGGAGCCGGCGCGGGCUCGGCCAUCCGCGCACCGCCGCCCCCGGCGCUGGGCUCGUGGCUGGCGGCGGAGAGGGGGCGGGCAGGACGCACGCGCCCACCGCCACGGCCGCGGCCGGCGGCUCAGGUCCCGAGCAGGGGAAGCGGAGCGGCGGCGGGUGCAGGCGCCGGAACGGAGGGCGGAUUUUGGCUCCGCGGGCGCGCCCUCCGCUCCCUCUCUCAGCCGCGCUGGACGCCGAGUGGGGCAGGCGGCGGCGGAGGAGGACCCAGGACCCCGACCCCCGGAGCCGCUGGAGUUCGGACUUCUGCAACUGUUGGCACUUCGGGGCUCCGGCUCUGUUUUUGGCUGUUUACCUUUCUCUUCUGGCUGCCUGGAAACCCAAGCUCCCGUCCGCCCUCCGCCCUCGCGCGCCCACCCAGCGCCGCCUGGGAGCGGCCCGGCGCACACUCGGCAACAUGAGGAGACUUGGGACUUGCCUGGCGACUUUGGCCGGACUUUUGCUAACUGCGGCAGGGGAGACAUUUUCAGGUGGUUGCCUCUUUGAUGAGCCACAUAGCGCAUGUGGAUAUAGUCAGGCCGAAGAUGAUGACUUCAACUGGGAGCAGGUGAACACCUUGACCAAACCAACUUCUGAUCCGUGGAUGCCCUCAGGUUCUUUCAUGUUGGUGAACACAUCUGGGAGACCUGAGGGGCAGAGGGCCCACCUUCUCUUACCUCAACUCAAAGAAAAUGACACCCACUGUAUUGAUUUUCACUAUUUUGUAUCCAGCAAGAGUAAUGCUGCUCCUGGGUUACUCAAUGUCUACGUGAAGGUCAACAACGGAGCUUUGGGGAAUCCUAUCUGGAAUAUAUCUGGAGACCCUACCCGCACAUGGAACAGGGCAGAACUGGCCAUUAGUACUUUCUGGCCGAAUUUUUAUCAGGUGAUUUUUGAAGUGAUAACUUCUGGACAUCAAGGCUACCUCGCUAUUGAUGAAGUGAAGGUGUUAGGACAUCCAUGUACCCGAACUCCCCACUUCCUGCGGAUUCAGAACGUGGAAGUCAAUGCCGGCCAGUUUGCCACCUUCCAGUGCAGUGCCAUCGGCCGGACUGUGGCGGGCGACAGGCUCUGGUUGCAGGGCAUCGAUGUACGAGAUGCUCCUCUCAAGGAAAUAAAGGUGACUAGUUCCCGGCGAUUCAUAGCUUCAUUUAAUGUCGUGAAUACAACAAAACGGGACGCUGGAAAGUAUCGCUGCAUGAUUCGCACCGAAGGAGGUGUUGGAAUAUCAAACUACGCAGAAUUGGUAGUUAAAGAACCACCUGUUCCCAUCGCUCCUCCCCAGCUCGCCUCCGUGGGGGCAACCUACCUGUGGAUCCAACUCAAUGCCAACUCCAUCAAUGGGGACGGGCCCAUUGUUGCCCGAGAGGUGGAAUACUGCACGGCAAGCGGGAGCUGGAACGACCGGCAGCCAGUGGAUUCCACGAGUUACAAAAUCGGGCACCUGGACCCGGAUACCGAGUAUGAGAUCAGCGUGCUGCUCACCAGACCCGGGGAGGGCGGCACUGGGUCUCCUGGGCCAGCUCUCCGGACAAGAACAAAGUGUGCCGAUCCCAUGCGUGGCCCAAGAAAACUGGAAGUGGUGGAAGUCAAGUCUCGACAAAUCACCAUCCGCUGGGAGCCAUUCGGAUAUAAUGUAACACGCUGCCAUAGCUAUAAUCUCACGGUCCACUACUGUUACCAAGUGGGAGGGCAGGAGCAAGUGCGAGAAGAAGUAAGCUGGGACACAGAUAAUUCACACCCUCAACAUACGAUCACUAACCUCUCACCAUACACCAACGUCAGCGUGAAACUCAUCCUCAUGAAUCCCGAGGGACGGAAAGAAAGUCAAGAACUCAUAGUACAGACAGAUGAAGACUUGCCAGGCGCUGUUCCCACUGAAUCCAUCCAAGGAAGUACUUUUGAAGAGAAGAUAUUUCUUCAGUGGCGGGAACCGAUUCAAACAUAUGGUGUCAUCACAUUAUAUGAGAUCACCUACAAAGCUGUCAGUUCCUUUGACCCAGAAAUAGACUUAUCCAAUCAAAGUGGAAGAGUUUCGAAACUGGGAAAUGAAACCCAUUUUCUAUUCUUUGGACUGUAUCCGGGGACCACAUACUCCUUUACUAUCCGAGCUAGCACAGCUAAGGGAUUUGGACCUCCAGCAACAAAUCAGUUUACCACCAAAAUAUCAGCACCCUCUAUGCCGGCUUAUGAACUGGAGACCCCUUUGAAUCAAACGGACAACACAGUGACAGUCAUGCUGAAACCUGCACACAGCCGGGGCGCACCUGUCAGUGUCUAUCAAGUAGUUGUUGAGGAAGAACGACCUCGAAGAACUAAAAAGACAACCGAAAUCUUAAAGUGUUACCCCGUGCCAAUUCACUUCCAGAAUGCAUCAAUACUGAAUUCACAGUAUUACUUUGCUGCAGAAUUCCCAGCAAACAGUCUCCAAGCUGCUCAGCCUUUUACUAUUGGUGAUAAUAAGACAUACAACGGAUACUGGAACACUCCCCUUCUCCCCCAUAAAAGCUACAGAAUUUAUUUCCAAGCUGCUAGUAGAGCCAAUGGGGAAACCAAAAUAGACUGUGUCCGAGUGGCCACAAAAGCUGCGAUAAUCGUGACUCAGCUUACAACACCUUACAUUCGCAUCGCCCCUGCCGCAGGCGACGACCAGCUGACAGGAGCUGCCACCCCGAAGCCAGUUCCAGAACCCGAGAAGGAAACAGACCACACGGUCAAAAUUGCUGGAGUCAUUGCCGGCAUCUUGCUGUUCGUCAUUAUCUUCCUUGGAGUUGUGUUGGUAAUGAAGAAAAGGAAACUAGCCAAGAAGCGGAAGGAGACAAUGAGCAGCACCCGGCAGGAGAUGACCGUGAUGGUGAACUCAAUGGACAAGAGCUAUGCCGAGCAAGGCACCAACUGCGACGAGGCGUUCUCGUUCAUGGACACACACAAUCUGAACGGGAGAUCUGUGUCUUCACCAUCAUCCUUCACAAUGAAAACGAAUACACUGAGCACAUCGGUGCCCAAUUCCUACUACCCAGACCCAUUUGUGCCAACUGCAAUUUUAGUGCCAAUAAAUGACGAAAGCCACACGAUGGCCAGCGACACCAGCAGCCUGGUGCAGUCCCAUACUUACAAGAAGCGCGAGCCGGCCGACGUGCCCUACCAGACCGGGCAGCUUCACCCCGCCAUCCGCGUGGCAGACCUGCUCCAACACAUCACGCAGAUGAAGUGUGCCGAGGGUUACGGCUUCAAGGAGGAAUACGAGAGCUUCUUUGAAGGGCAGUCUGCACCAUGGGACUCCGCUAAGAAAGAUGAGAACAGAAUGAAGAACAGAUAUGGGAAUAUCAUUGCAUAUGAUCAUUCGCGGGUGAGACUACAGACCAUAGAAGGAGAUACCAACUCCGACUACAUCAAUGGAAAUUAUAUCGAUGGUUAUCAUCGACCCAAUCAUUAUAUCGCUACCCAAGGACCAAUGCAAGAGACCAUCUAUGACUUCUGGAGGAUGGUGUGGCACGAAAACACCGCAAGCAUCAUAAUGGUGACCAACCUCGUGGAAGUGGGAAGGGUCAAAUGCUGCAAAUACUGGCCAGAUGACACAGAGAUAUAUAAAGACAUUAAAGUGACCCUCAUAGAAACAGAACUACUGGCAGAAUAUGUGAUAAGAACGUUUGCUGUUGAAAAGGGAGGGGCCGGAAGUGAAGCAAACUGCAGUCCAUCCACAGAAGUGGCACAGAGAGGUGUUCACGAAAUCCGAGAGAUCAGACAGUUUCACUUCACUGGCUGGCCAGAUCACGGGGUCCCCUAUCACGCCACAGGGCUUCUGGGGUUCGUCCGGCAGGUCAAGUCCAAGAGCCCGCCCAACGCAGGCCCGUUGGUGGUGCACUGCAGCGCGGGUGCGGGGAGGACCGGCUGCUUCAUCGUCAUCGAUAUCAUGUUGGACAUGGCGGAAAGGGAAGGCGUGGUAGACAUCUAUAACUGCGUCCGGGAGCUGCGGUCACGGAGAGUGAACAUGGUACAGACAGAGGAGCAGUAUGUGUUUAUCCAUGAUGCCAUCCUGGAAGCCUGUCUUUGUGGAGACACCUCCGUCCCUGCUUCCCAAGUUAGGUCUCUGUAUUAUGACAUGAACAAAUUGGAUCCACAGACUAACUCCAGCCAGAUUAAAGAGGAGUUCCGGACCCUGAACAUGGUGACGCCCACACUGCGGGUGGAAGACUGCAGCAUCGCGCUUCUGCCCCGGAACCAUGAGAAGAACCGCUGCAUGGACAUCCUGCCCCCGGACCGCUGCCUGCCUUUCCUCAUCACCAUCGACGGGGAGAGUAGCAACUACAUCAACGCGGCCCUCAUGGACAGCUAUAAACAGCCUUCGGCUUUUAUAGUCACCCAGCAUCCUUUGCCAAACACGGUGAAAGACUUCUGGAGACUGGUCCUGGAUUAUCACUGCACGUCUGUGGUUAUGCUAAAUGAUGUGGAUCCUGCCCAGUUGUGUCCGCAGUACUGGCCAGAGAAUGGAGUUCACAGACAUGGCCCCAUCCAAGUGGAAUUUGUUUCUGCUGACUUAGAAGAAGACAUCAUCAGCAGGAUAUUCCGUAUUUAUAAUGCAGCCAGACCCCAAGAUGGAUACCGGAUGGUGCAGCAAUUCCAGUUCCUGGGCUGGCCCAUGUACAGGGACACGCCGGUGUCCAAGCGCUCCUUCUUGAAGCUCAUUCGCCAGGUGGACAAGUGGCAGGAGGAAUACAACGGGGGCGAAGGCCGCACGGUUGUGCACUGCUUGAACGGGGGAGGCCGUAGCGGGACGUUCUGCGCCAUCAGCAUCGUCUGUGAGAUGCUCCGGCACCAGAGGACGGUCGACGUCUUCCACGCCGUGAAGACGCUGAGGAACAACAAGCCCAACAUGGUGGACCUCCUGGAUCAGUACAAGUUCUGCUACGAGGUGGCCCUGGAAUACUUGAAUUCUGGCUGACGGCAUAAACAGUUCUGCAAACCAACCCUUUCAUCCCACAAAGCCAAGACGUUCCAUGGUAUUUGUGUAGAUGAGAUGAAGACUUCUCACUAUGCUUAUUUUGCUUUGCAUAAUUGGCUCUUUUUAAGAGCCCAAGAAAGCGUUUAUAAAACUGCUUUGCACUGCCCAAUUCCCAGCAAUGCUGCUGCCUGACAGAAACACACACACACAGCAGAGUCGUCAAAUACUGUCUUAGGCAUCGGCUUAUUAGAGCAGCGUAGACAUCUGGUAAAUCGAAGAGCACAAUUAUAUUCUUAUGAAGGAAAUUUGUACCUUUGGGGUAUUAUUUUGUGGCCCGUGAACCCUUUGUUAUUGUUACAGCUGAGUGUACAUUUUUGUUUUGUGGAGAAUGCUACCUGGCAUUAUGAUAAUAUAUUAUUUUAGUUAAUAUUUGUAUUUUAACAUGUUGCAUAAUAUAAGCUUAUGUACCUUUCCAAGACUAACAGAUAAACGUAUAAUGAACAAAGAUAUGUUGUAUGAGUUGUUGUUUCUAUCAGAUUUGUAUUGUUUCCAAGGGAAAAGCUUGGGAGGAAGUCAAUUCAAAAAUGCAAAGCUCGACGAUCAGAUUCAUGGAUCCAAAGCUUUCCCCUUUGUUUAUAUUGUAAAUAUUUUUGAUUUCAUCAAAUUAUUUAUUCAUUAAAAGAAAUUUUUGUGAA